GGUAUCAGCUGAUCGUAUUGUGUAUAUCGUGAUACGCGUUACAAUUAUAUUAUUUGUAUAUUGCAAUUUUAUUAAAAGAAAGAAAUAUUGAUGUGUUUUGUGGACAGAAAUUUUAAACGAUCCUUUAUAUCGUGUAUCGAUAAUAUUUAAUGAAUCUAUUGAUAUAAACAAAGCGUUUCAUUAUUCUGACUUCAUUUAAUAAGUUUGAGGUUAAAGUUACUAGUGAUAAUAAAAAAGUUAUGUUUUUUUUUUAACACGAUUAAAAAACGAAUAUAAAUCCUGUCAGCCUUGUUUAUCAAUUGGUAGAAGUGACAUAGAAGUUCGCUUACCAAACAACGAAACAUGGCUGAUUAUUGGAAGUCCCAGGGACGGAAAUUCUGCGACUUUUGUAAAUGUUGGAUCGCUGACAAUAAACCGAGUAUCGACUUCCACGAGGGCGGAAAGAAGCACAAAGAAAAUGUCAGUAAAAGGCUCAAGGAAAUACACAAGAACAGUGCGAAACAGGCGAAACAAAACAAAAAAUUUGAGGACGAUCUAAAGAAGAUGGAAAACGCUGCCAUGGCUGCUUAUCUCAAAGACGUCGAAAACAAUACGAGAGAUAUGACGGCUGACAGAAUAAUAAAGGAAAAGCUAAAUCGAUCGGAAAGUCUAAAAGUACAACAAAAUGCGAAUGCGAUGCCAGAUGCUGCACCGGAAACAGUACCGAGAUUCAAACAGAAUAAUUAUCGACAUUUCCCCCAAGAAAUUGAUCCUUGCGAUCCGACGGCUUUGACGAGGUUGUCGCAUACGAAGAGCCAGCAAAGUGCCAGCGUCGAGAAUAAAACUCAAGGGAAGAAUAAAGCGAGUAAAGGAAAGGGAAAAAGAAAAAAGGCCCAAGAGGACGAUGGACGAAGAAAAGCCGUCAGGAAACUUUGGUAUGAGGCUCUCAGUCCCGAAGGAUACACUUACUACUGGCACAUAGAAACUAAUGAAUCAGUCUGGGAACCCCCAGAAGAGGGUUUUAUGACAUUUGCCGAGCAAGAAGAGGAAGUGAAAGAACAAGCUCUUCAGGAAGAACUCUUAGAACAGUUAAAAAAGGAAGAAGAGAUCGAAAAAGCCGAUCUUAUUGAAGAACAAAGGGCUAAUGCCGAACGAGAAAGAAUGAAAGAAUUACGAAAGCAACAACAAAGAAAACAAGAAGUACAAAUUAAAGAGGAAGAAAGUGAAGAUGUUAUUGUAAAACAAGAGUCAAAAGAGGAAGAAGAGAAACCUUAUAGAAGGGAUUAUAGCAUUCCUGAAUUUCAACAGCCUUAUGGAUCCUGGCAGACUGUAAAAGUCAUAGAAAGGAAGCCUGUAGAUCUUCAAUUGCCGCAGCAAAAGCAAAUACAGUUGCCUACUUUCGAAAAAUCUGAACCACCUCCGCCUCAAAGAAUCUUCAAAGAGAAAACUAUUACAACUAUAUCGACCGGAGAUAGUGACGAGGAGGAUUCGUCGUUAAGGACCUUUAAAAAACGGAAGAUAGGAAAUAAGAAUGUACGAAAAAGAUUGGACGACGAUUAAUUUUGCUAGAAUAUUUUGAGUAUAUUUCGGUUCGAAGAUAACGAGAAUGCUCUUUUUCUAAUAAAAA
This is a messenger RNA of Vespula pensylvanica (western yellowjacket), 1606 nucleotides long. Its product is annotated as WW domain-binding protein 4. Gene Ontology annotation, molecular function: protein binding; RNA binding; zinc ion binding. The coding region runs from base 343 to 1539 and encodes 398 amino acids. The record is from RefSeq and is a predicted model, not a curated record. Lineage: Eukaryota; Metazoa; Arthropoda; Insecta; Hymenoptera; Vespidae. Gene Ontology annotation, cellular component: precatalytic spliceosome; nucleus. The transcript is spliced from 7 exons. Gene Ontology annotation, biological process: mRNA splicing, via spliceosome.